This is a messenger RNA of Herpailurus yagouaroundi (jaguarundi), 4837 nucleotides long. It is a transcript of the gene ATP11B, whose product is annotated as ATPase phospholipid transporting 11B (putative). The record is from RefSeq and is a predicted model, not a curated record. Gene Ontology annotation, cellular component: recycling endosome; plasma membrane; endoplasmic reticulum. Gene Ontology annotation, biological process: phospholipid translocation. Gene Ontology annotation, molecular function: magnesium ion binding; ATP hydrolysis activity; ATP binding. Lineage: Eukaryota; Metazoa; Chordata; Mammalia; Carnivora; Felidae. Bases 243 to 3773 code for a protein of 1176 amino acids. The transcript is spliced from 32 exons.
GGUGGCUGCGGCGUGGCGGCCGGCUCAGCUGCGCCGGGCGGAGGCGGCGCCGGGGCCGCGCCUGUAGGACCUCAGGGCCGGCGCGGCGAGAUGGGGACCCGGCGCGGGGAGUGAGGUGGCGGCGGCGGCGAGCGGAACUUCAGCCAGAGGGGCACUCCCGCUUCCCCCUCUGGCUCCUCAGCUUCCACCUGCAGCCCCUCGGCCCCCGCGUGCCGCGGGACCGGGACGGCGACGGCGGGGGCAUGUGGCGCUGGGUUCGGCAGCAGCUGGGUUUUGACCCACCACAUCAAAGUGACACAAGAACUAUUUACAUAGCCAACAGGUUUCCUCAGAAUGGCCUUUACACACCUCAGAAAUUUAUAGAUAACCGGAUCAUUUCAUCUAAGUAUACUGUGUGGAAUUUUGUUCCAAAAAAUUUAUUUGAACAAUUCAGAAGAGUGGCAAACUUUUAUUUUCUUAUUAUAUUUUUGGUUCAGCUUAUGAUUGAUACACCUACCAGUCCAAUUACCAGUGGACUUCCAUUAUUCUUUGUGAUAACAGUAACCGCCAUAAAGCAGGGAUAUGAAGAUUGGUUACGACAUAACUCAGAUAAUGAAGUAAAUGGAGCUCCUGUUUAUGUUGUUCGAAGUGGUGGCCUUGUAAAAACUAGAUCAAAAAACAUUCGGGUGGGUGAUAUUGUUCGAAUAGCCAAAGAUGAAAUUUUCCCUGCAGAUUUGGUGCUUCUGUCCUCAGAUCGGCUUGAUGGUUCUUGUCACGUUACAACUGCUAGUUUGGAUGGAGAAACUAACCUCAAGACACACGUGGCAGUUCCAGAAACAGCAGUAUUACAAACAGUUGCCAGCUUGGACACUCUUGUAGCUGUGAUAGAAUGUCAGCAACCAGAAGCAGACUUGUACAGAUUCAUGGGAAGAAUGAUAAUAACUCAGCAAAUGGAAGAAAUUGUAAGGCCUCUGGGGCCAGAGAGUCUCUUGCUUCGUGGAGCCAGGUUAAAAAAUACAAAGGAAAUUUUUGGUGUUGCUAUAUACACUGGAAUGGAAACAAAGAUGGCAUUAAAUUACAAGAGCAAGUCACAGAAACGAUCUGCAGUAGAAAAGUCAAUGAAUACAUUUUUGAUAAUUUAUCUAAUAAUCCUUAUUUCUGAAGCCAUCAUCAGUACUAUCUUGAAAUAUACAUGGCAAGCUGAAGAAAAAUGGGAUGAACCUUGGUAUAACCAAAAAACAGAACAUCAAAGAAAUAGUAGUAAGAUUCUGAGAUUCAUUUCAGACUUCCUUGCCUUUUUGGUACUCUACAAUUUCAUCAUUCCAAUUUCAUUAUAUGUGACAGUCGAAAUGCAAAAAUUUCUUGGAUCAUUUUUUAUUGGCUGGGAUCUUGAUCUCUAUCAUGAAGAAUCAGACCAGAAAGCUCAAGUCAAUACUUCUGAUCUGAAUGAAGAGCUUGGACAGGUGGAAUAUGUGUUUACAGAUAAAACGGGCACAUUGACAGAAAAUGAGAUGCAGUUUCGGGAGUGUUCAAUUAAUGGCAUAAAAUACCAAGAAAUCAAUGGUAGACUUGUCUCUGAAGGACCAACACCAGACUCUUCAGAUGGAAACUUAUCUUAUCUUAAUAGUUUAUCCCAUCUUAACAACUUAUCCCAUCUUACAACUAGUUCUUCUUUUAGGACCAGUCCUGAAAAUGAAACUGAACUAAUUAAAGAACAUGAUCUCUUCUUUAAAGCAGUCAGUCUCUGUCACACUGUACAGAUUAGCAACGUUCAGACUGAUGGCAUUGGUGAUGGUCCCUGGCAAUCCAACCUUGCACCCUCCCAGUUGGAGUACUAUGCAUCUUCACCAGAUGAAAAAGCUCUAGUGGAAGCUGCUGCAAGAAUUGGCAUUGUAUUUAUUGGCAAUUCUGAAGAAACUAUGGAAGUUAAAACACUUGGAAAACUGGAACGGUACAAACUGCUUCAUAUUCUCGAAUUUGACUCAGAUCGUAGGAGAAUGAGUGUGAUUGUUCAGGCACCUUCAGGUGAGAAGUUUUUAUUUGCUAAAGGAGCUGAAUCAUCAAUUCUUCCUAAUUGUGUAGGUGGAGAAAUAGAAAAAACCAGAAUUCAUGUAGAUGAAUUUGCUUUGAAAGGGCUAAGAACUCUGUGUAUGGCCUAUAAACAGUUGACGUCUAAAGAGUAUGAGGAAAUAGAUAGACGUCUUUUUGAAGCCAGAACUGCCUUGCAACAACGGGAAGAGAAAUUGGCAGAUGUCUUCCAAUUCAUAGAGAAAAAUCUGAUAUUACUUGGAGCUACAGCAGUGGAAGACAGGCUACAAGAUAGAGUUCGAGAAACUAUUGAGGGAUUAAGAAUGGCUGGUAUCAAAGUAUGGGUACUAACCGGAGAUAAACAUGAAACAGCUGUUAGUGUGAGUUUAUCAUGUGGACAUUUUCACAGAACCAUGAACAUCCUUGAACUUAUAAACCAGAAAUCAGACAGUCAAUGUGCUGAACAAUUGAGGCAGCUUGCCCGAAGAAUUAAAGAGGAUCAUGUGAUUCAGCAUGGGCUGGUGGUAGAUGGGACUAGCCUGUCUCUUGCACUCAGGGAGCAUGAAAAACUAUUUAUGGAAGUUUGCAGAAAUUGUUCAGCUGUACUGUGCUGUCGUAUGGCACCACUGCAAAAAGCAAAGGUAAUAAGACUGAUAAAAAUCUCACCUGAGAAACCUAUAACAUUGGCUGUUGGUGAUGGUGCUAAUGAUGUAAGCAUGAUACAAGAAGCACAUGUUGGCAUAGGAAUCAUGGGUAAAGAAGGAAGACAAGCUGCAAGAAACAGUGACUAUGCAAUAGCUAGAUUUAAAUUCCUCUCCAAAUUGCUUUUUGUUCAUGGUCAUUUUUAUUAUAUUAGAAUAGCUACCCUUGUACAGUAUUUUUUUUAUAAGAAUGUGUGCUUUAUCACACCCCAAUUUUUAUAUCAGUUCUACUGUUUGUUUUCUCAGCAAACACUGUAUGACAGCGUGUACCUGACUUUAUACAAUAUUUGUUUUACUUCCCUACCUAUACUGAUAUAUAGUCUGUUGGAACAGCAUAUAGACCCUCACGUAUUACAGAGCAAGCCUACCCUCUAUCGAGACAUUAGUAAAAACCGUCAACUAAGCAUUAAAACAUUUCUUUAUUGGACCAUCCUGGGUUUCAGUCAUGCCUUUAUUUUCUUUUUUGGAUCCUAUUUUCUAAUUGGAAAAGAUAUAUCUCUGCUUGGAAAUGGCCAGCUGUUGAAACCUAACCACCAAAUGAUGUUUGGAAACUGGACAUUUGGCACCUUGGUUUUCACAGUCAUGGUUAUUACAGUCACAGUCAAGAUGGCUUUGGAAACUCAUUUUUGGACCUGGAUCAACCAUCUUGUUACCUGGGGAUCUAUUAUAUUCUAUUUUGUAUUUUCUUUGUUUUAUGGAGGGAUUCUCUGGCCAUUUUUGGGCUCCCAGAAUAUGUACUUUGUAUUUAUUCAGCUCCUAUCAAGUGGUUCUGCUUGGUUUGCCAUAAUACUUAUGGUUGUUACAUGUCUACUACUUGAUAUUGUGAAGAAGGUAUUUGAACGACAGCUCCAUCCUACAAAUACUGAAAAGGCACAGAUGUACUCCAACACAGUUGCUUUAAGUGACGAGUUCAUCGCACUGCAGCCAUUGUCGAGGGCCAGGAAUCAGCUGAGCAAACUUAGCUUAUUAAAGCAAAUUCAAGUAUCAAGUGCUUGGACUCCAUGUGCUGUUUCUCAGAAGGAGAAACAGCGUGCGCAUCUGUUGGAAGAAUGCUGGAACGAGUAGUAGGAAGAUGUAGUCCGACCCAUGUCAGCAGAUCAUGGAGUGCAUCGGAUCCUUUCUAUACCAACGACAGGAGCAUCUUGACUCUCUCCACAAUGGACUCCUCUACUUGUUAAAGGGGCAGUAGUACUUUGUGGGAACCAUUUCAACUCCUUUCCUAAAAUUCAGUGUGAUCACCGUGAUAAUGGCCACACUAGUUCUGCAGAAUUACUUUCUGAAAUUUCAAAUAUUUCAUACUCAUUCAGAGUUAUAAUGGCAAACAAAAAGCAUUAACACAAACCCCUUUCAGCUCCCCUAACUUAAAUCUGAACAUGUCACAAUUCGUGAAACAGAUAUUUUCCAUCUCUUUGGGUUGUUCCUCGUGCUUAUGGGACUCCUAAUGGCAUUUCAGCCUCUUGCUAAGGCCACUAUAUUUUAAUAUCAAGGUAGAAAAGGGAGGUAAUUCCUAGUCAAUUGUAUUUUUUAGUAUUAGCUUGGUUAUUGAGUCUUCUAUUCAGAUCUGCUUCUGUAAAUUAUGCUGAAAAGUUUGCCUUGAAAACUCUAUUUUUUUAUUAGAGUUAUAUUUGAAGCUUUUCAUGCGAAAAGUUAAUGUGAAUAGAAAGGAAUUUUGGUCGCUCAGUGACCCAUGUUGUUAAUUCAUUAGUGCUUUCUAAGUUCACAGAGCAAAUUAGGAGAAUGCAUUUCCCACCAUUAUUUACUGCAUUAUGGGUAGUAACUAUAUACCAGUACCAAACUUCUCUAAAUACUGUAACACAACCAGUAAAAUUAACCACAUACAUGCAAAGGGUAUAUUAUAUAUAUAAAUCAGGAAUCAAGUCCAUUCACCAAAUUUCAAAUUGAUGUUUACUAUAUUUUUGUGACAGAAUACGAAGAACCUGUAGUGGGUAAAUUAUAUACCAUUAGCAUAUUAUUUAAUGUGUUUAUCAUUGGAUCUUUUGCAUGCUUUAAUCUGGUUAAUAUAUUUAAAUUUGCUUUUUUUCCCCUCUCUGAAGAAGGCUCUGUUUAUAGUAUUUUCUGACACUGUUGUAAAGUUCAACUAUAUCAAUAAAAAACAAGUUUGGACAGUA